Hemiscyllium ocellatum (epaulette shark) is the source of this 1910-nucleotide messenger RNA. It is a transcript of the gene gucd1, whose product is annotated as guanylyl cyclase domain containing 1. The record is from RefSeq and is a predicted model, not a curated record. NCBI's taxonomy places the organism in Eukaryota, Metazoa, Chordata, Chondrichthyes, Orectolobiformes, Hemiscylliidae. The transcript has 6 exons. Bases 224 to 931 code for a protein of 235 amino acids.
CCUGACGCCUUUCUCCUUCAGACGGGUUCCGGGAAACGCCUCCUCCUGCUAUCGGGGACGGCAAGAGGCUGCUGAGAGAAUCACCAGCCACUCCCUCCGCCAGGCCCAAGCUGCGGGGUUUGUCUCAGUGUCGAAGGGAGAGGGAUUAGCUGACAGAUUUGGGGAGGAGGAGGGGGGGGGGAGGUUACCGUCUGGAACCUCCCCCCAGGGGAGAGUCGUCACCAUGAAGCCCAGUGAGACGGAGAUGCUGAGAGGUGAACUGGUUCAGUUGAAUGUUCCUAUCAUUCAGCAAUCCUUUCACUGGGACUGUGGACUCGCCUGCUCCAGGAUGGUCCUGCAAUAUCUCCAUCCUGUGAGUGACGAGGAAUUCCAGACAGCCUGUUGGAGAUUACAGCUCAGUGAAAGUGUCUGGACAAUAGAUCUGGCUUACCUGAUGCAGCAAUUUGGUGUUAUGCACAGAUUCUGCACACAGACACUGGGAGUUGACAAGGGCUAUCGAUACCAGUCUUUCUAUCGGAAACAUUUCGAGACUGAAGAGGACCGGGUUAAUCAGCUGUUUUCUCAAGCUGAAGCAAAUGGAGUUCAUGUAGAAAAGAGGUCUGUCACCAUUCAGGAGAUCCAGCAGCACCUAGCUAAGGAGCACGUGAUCAUCGUCCUAGUGAAUGCAGUCCUGCUUGUCUGUGACCUCUGUUCAGCUCCAGUCAAGUUCUGUUGCCUCCUGCCCAUUGGACAGAAAUGUUUCUGCAGGAAGCCAGACUAUCAAGGCCAUUUCAUUGUGGUGUGUGGCUACAACAGGAACUCGGGUUGCAUCUUCUACAACAACCCAGCGUAUGCUGACAGAGUCUGCUGCACAACUGUAAGUAACUUCAAUGAGGCCCGCAUGAGCUACGGGACAGAUGAAGACAUUCUGUUUGUUUACAAAGACAGCUGAUUACAGUAUCGCAGUGGAUGGCCCUAACAGCAUGUCAAAACACAUACUACCUAAGGACGUGAGAUGGUGGCAUUGCAAUGCAUUCCUCAAUUUGCACAGUGCGAAUCUGAUUUCUGUCAUAGUACUGCACCUAUUCUCUCUCUUCGUUCCUGAUGGUCGCCGAUUGGACAGAACCCAUAUGUGACUCCUUUCCCUCUACAGAAAGCUUGCUGUGGAGUCUUCCUGGAAAAGUCAGGUUCUGGAGAAAAAUAACUUAUUCCAGCCUGGGAAGAUGGCCGUCCCAUCAGGUUUCCAUUGCCUGCUCAGCUUGAUGCUCACGAACCACUUAGAACUCAACUGGUUUUAAAUACCAGUCAAAACUGUAUGCUCCUAUAUUUUAGGCCUUCCUAUAGAACUGAGGAGAGCUUUAAUUCUUGUAAAUGCUUUGGGUUCAUCUGCCAAAAGUGCUGCUAUGUAAUUCUUUUCUUAGGGGUAGAAGGCGAGCACUAAUGGGUACAAAUGCUCUUGGAAUUCAGUACAGUACAGUCAUUUGUUGGUUGCUUUCUUGCUUUGCAUAGAUGACCUUGAGUCAGGGAGGGUCAAUCCCCUCUAGCUGUGAGGGUCACCAGACUCGACAAGUCCAGCUGAGCCCAUGGGUAGGUUAAAAUGGGAGCUGGGCAUUGAGAAUGUAAAAGCCUUACCCCUCACUUUACAAGGUGGUACAGUCUAGGACCGGCACUGUGCUAGCAGCCCAUAACCUCAUUAGGAACCUGCACUGUAGAACAGUCUAUAGGUUGGUCUCAGUCUCUGACGUGAGAGAGCAGAACCUAGCCAACUGAACCCACCUCUGCCUGGACUGAGACCUCUAUUGAUCUGCCUGUCAAAUAAGAUUAUGCACAAAAUGUUAAAUGGGAAAAUGUUUCUGAAAGCUUUUUAGAAAGAAAUUAUGCUUGGCAAAGAAAUAUCUUUAAUUUUAUAAAGGAAGCUCUGUCACAACCAA